GCCUGUCCUAUCCAGAUUUGGCGCUAAUCCUAAAUCUAAUUCCUGCCCCCACCCCCCUGUGACACAGGAAAGCCUGAUUCGCGGAUGCAGGAAGAGUGUGUAUGGGGUUUGAGGAAGUCCAGCAGAAAGAGCACGCGCAUGGUUGUGCACGGCUCCUUUAAGGCGCACGGAGGAGAAUAUCGGUGUGAAACAGAGAACAGAACAGAGAGCCUCUCCCCCCCUUCAUCUCAAUCCGGUCUGUGCGUCUCCGGACGCUUGGAGAGCGACAUGAAGAUCCUGUAGGCUCUUUUCUCCGCGUCCUCGUCCUUCUCCUCUCCUCCUGAUUAUUAUCCGGGAAUCUGAUAACGGAUACCGAUUAUUGUCUAGGUGGGAUCAUGGUUUAUUGAGGAAACGCGGUGUGAAGGUUUCCAGCUGAAGCGGUCAUGCAGUGAGUCGGAUCCGAGCUGAGUGCACUGCCAGGGCGUUGGCAUGGCCCAGGGAUGAAUGGUGAAGGGGCGCCCGGCAGCCCGGAGCUCUCCUCGUGCCCGCUGCCUGACUGGAAGGAGUUCUGUGAGUUGCAUGCCCGUGCCUCUGCUUCCGACUUCGCCCACAAGUUCCGUCAAUUUGUCACAGAGAACCCAUGCUACGACGCACCCGGAGCUGAUGCCAGCUUCUCGCGUCACUUUGCUCGACACUUCCUGGACUGCUUUGCUGCUGCACUAAAUCGGGCACAUCAACCCGGCUCACCUGGUGCUUCCUUAGCACCCAAGUACGCAAUUGCGCCCUUUGCAGGGAUUCAGGGCUGCCCGCUUCCGUCCUACAACCACGAGCUCUACCAGCGCCGGAAAGACACAGGUGCCUCCAGCGAAUCACUGGACAGCAUGGACAGUGGAGGGGGUGGAGCCUCUGCAAGCUCCACCCUCCAUGGGCACAGGGUAACAGCACUGGGCCAGUCACGAAGCUCGGAGGAUGUUUCCAUGGGUCACUCUAAGGCCCGUUUCAAGAAGGGUUUCUCGUUGAGGAACAUGAGCCUGUGUGUGGUAGACGGGGUGAGGGAGAUCUGGCAACGCCGGGCACCUCCUGAGCUAGACACAGUGAGCACUGGUGUCAGGAAGUCAAAUGGAGCUGAGGCAGGUGGACAUGAGCAUUGGAGCCAGAAGCUGAGGUUGGCACGGGGCUUGCAGGGUCACCGUGUUGAGCUCCUAGAGAUCCAGCGGGAGGGCACUCUGCGCUACAUGGUGGCAGAUGAUACUAACUGUAUGGGCACUGCACAGUGGCAGAAGUGCAGGUUGCUGCUCAGGAAGACAAGAAGCAACUCGGAAGGUGGCGAGAAGUUCCUGCUUGAGUUUUAUGUACCACCAAAGUCCUCGAAGCCAAAAGUGAGCGUGCCUUUGUCUGCCAUUGUGGAGGUGAGGACAACGAUGCCUCUGGAGAUGCCCGACAAAGACAACACAUUCGUGCUCAAGGUGGAAAAUGGUGGCGAGUAUAUCUUGGAGACCAUCGACUCUCUUCAGAAGAACUCCUGGGUUGCUGACAUCCAGGACUGCAUAGAUCCUGGGGACAGCGGCGAUGACAUCGAGCUUGCGUCAUGUCCACACGGCCAACCGUCCAAAGAAUUCUCCAUGGUGGCCUCCUGCAGCUGUGAGCUCCUCUCUGAAGGUGUACACCGAGGCCCUGAGAGAACGUGUGCCGCAGCUGCCGAUCAUUACAGCGCCCCUACUGUCCGCUGCAGGGAACUACCGUUCACACAGCACCCCUCGCACGUGCCCUUAGAGCGUUUUCUGCAGCUGCCAGAGGCUCAGAGUACAAGCCCAUCAUCAGGUCCUGGUGAACCUCCUGUGGAGACGGACGUGGCUGCCACUCUCAUUGGUUACCCAUGGUUCCAUGGGACUCUAUCACGUGUGCGAGCAGCCCAGCUGGUACUGGCAGGUGGAGCUCGAAGCCACGGCCUGUUCGUGAUCCGCCAGAGCGAGACGCGGCCAGGAGAAUAUGUUCUCACUUUUAACUUUCAGGGAAAAGCCAAGCAUCUGCGGUUGUCGGUGAAUGAAAGCGGCCAGUGCCACGUCCAUCACCUCUGGUUCCAGACGGUGUGUGACAUGCUGAGGCAUUUCCACACUCACCCAAUCCCACUGGAGUCCGGCGGCUCUGCUGACAUCACGCUGCGCUCAUACGUGCAGGUGCAGCGCAAUUCCUCAGAUGUUCCCAACGUCGCUACUCCUUCACGGGAACCCAGCUGCCGGAGCGAGGCGGCUCAGCCGAGCCUUCAUCUUCCUGGAGUUUCGCAGCUUCCAGCGACCCCUGUGCAUGAUACUCCACUCUCCUCCAGCUCCUCUUCCUCACCCACAGCCCAUGGAGGUCUCCGGAGCAGGAGCAACAGCUCUGAAAGACUGCUGGAACUCCCCGCUGGCACCGCAGAGGAGUACAACGACAACGACGGGACUCGGAGGACCAGAGCCGUGGAGAAUCAGUACUCUUUUUACUGAAAUCCAGCAAGAGCAAGAAAACAACAGCACGCAGGGAGGAAAUAAACACGAUAAUGUUUACCGCUGCUCGUUAAGAAACAACUUGUAGGUUUCGUUAUUUGUUGCCAGUCUUUACUGAAUACGGUAUUUCCUACGUGAGACAUUUUCAAACGUGUCUUCAACAGCAAAGUCGAGUUGGUUGGAGUCCCAGCAACCCUUGGGAUCCAGACACACACCUUAAGGACACACGACAUUUUCUACGGUCUCUUGCUUCUUCAGGUAACAUGGCUGUUCACGUAGAGAAGGAGUAGGAUAUACUUCUUCUUAAAGAACAGUACAUCUGGUUGCUCUUUGCAGCCAAAUACCCUACGCGAAUUGAAUUGUUGCUUAGAAAGCCAUCUUUUAAGAUCAGAGGUCCUAAAGCACUUUUCAAAGACUUCCUACAUCCUGUCGUUUCCAUCACAGCCUUUGAAUUCGAGAAAGGAAGUCUUUGAGUCUCACAAGGAUCUAUACACAUCUGUAAAUCCUUCUUAAGAAGUAAAUCACACCGUUAAUUCUUUGUUUUUCUUCUUUUUCACUUUUACAACAACAAACAAAGCCAUAACCAAAUGUAGAAGGAAGUUGUUUGGAGUUCCUGUGAGUGUCCAAAUUUUGAGGACAAUAUAGAGGCAAAGAUGUGAGGAAAAAUCAUAAAUUCAUCGGGUAAUUUUUUACAAUUUCGUAUAUAAGAAAACAGGAAAACAAUUUAAAAAAUAUAUAUAAAUAAAUUUAAAAAAUGGACCAUCUUCGAAAGCAAAGGUGACAUGCUGUUUUUGUGACAUGCGUAGUACCCUUUAAAGACUUGUUAAGGAAUUCAUCUUUUGAUCGAGUUUGGUCAUUUUUUUCCCCCUACAGAGGAAAAAUUCAAUCAACACCCAACAUCCCUAAAAGUAGAAGUGAGUUCUUGGCUGAAUUCCCAGUCCCAAUCUCUGACCAGAGGCCUCAAAGCAUAUUUUCUUCAUUUUCUUAUCUUCAGGCAACAUGGCUAUUGGUUUACACUAUCACGCAGCCUUUCCUAUACAGUUCCACAAAAUGUGGAAAAACUCAAAAGGGGGUUGAAUACUUAUGUAAAGCCAAAAGUAUUCAACCCCCUUUUGAUUUUUUUUUUUCCCCUUCACAUUUUGUAGUGUUCUAACCUGAAACUGAAAUGGAUUUAACCGGAUUUGUCCAGAAAAAAAUAUCAAUCUAGCUAAAAUACUGUGUAGAUGUAGAUUCAUGAGCUAUAAUCUCAGUUACAGCUUGUAACACUACAAAAUGUAGUAAAGCUCAAGGGGUGUGAAUACUUGUGCAAGGCAUUGUAUCUUUUAAUGGCGCACGGGCGUACGGUGGCUUAGUGGUUAGCAUGUCCGCCUCACACCUCCAGGGUCGGGGGUUCGAUUCCCACCGUGUGGGAGUUUGCAUGUUCUCCCCGUGCUGCGGGGGUUUCCUCCGGGUACUCCAGGUUCCUUCCCACAAAGACAUGCAUGGUAGGCUGAUUGAAAGUGUCCCUAGUGUAUGAAUGGGUGUAUGAAUCCUGCGAUGGAUUGGCACCCUGUCCAGGGAUAGGCUCCAGGUUCCCUGUGACCCUGAUAUAGAAUGACAGAUGAUAGAUUUUCAAACAAGGAUCCCAAACAGUGGAGUCGUAUCUUCCACCAGGGGCUCUGAAACACCCUAUACACUAUAUUCUAUCCUAAAAAGUGAAAGUGAUGACUUGGCUACUGAAGUCCUGAAGCUCCCUUCCUGUACGUACUUCAGCCUUUCUUUCCAUUCUGCUUUUUUUUUUUUUUCUUUUUGUUUUUUUGGCCAACAUCGCGAGUGUGCCGUUGAUAUCAUACAGUGCGUUCCUUUUCCAUAGAGGAAGCUGUCGUGUUGAGACAUCUGCCAGCGGUUAGUCUCCCGCAAUCCGUUUCCUGCAGAUGCCUCUUGCUCCCACCUUUCUUUUUUCAAAGAAAGGUCUUUUACGAAGUUAAAAGCUGCUCAGUGAAAUCGAUUUCCCCAGAGUGCUCCACUUGUUUUUGUGAAGCUGUUGGUAGAAUGUUCCGGACAUCCUGUCCUUUGGGCUUUGCGGAGAUAGCUUCCCACAACUUUGACGUGGGGUGAAGCGGGUCAGUCUCCAGAAGUAAAUGGUUAGUAAUUAACCCAAUAUAAAAAAAAAAAAAAGCUUUCUGUUUUGUAAAAUGGCGUAGCGUUGAUAUAUAUCGAAUACAAACACUAACACGUUCCUUAGUGCGCAAAUCCAAAUGCUGGCACAUUUUUUUUUUUUUUUGAAAGUUUUCAACCCAACAUGAGCUACCUAUGUUCUACCUAUGCUAUGUUUGCCAUUACAACCUCCUCUCACAUUGUACAUAUGGUAAAAGGCUAGAAUAAUAACCUACUAAUACACAGUUCUCGCUAUUAUUCGCCCUGCACAAAGGGAUUGUAAUUCUGUAAGGACAGUAUAUCAGCGCUAGAGGAAUAACAGACGUAAUUAGUUCAUUAAUGAGUUGUAGUUUUUGGAGAACUGAUUGAUUUGAUGUCCUGAUAUCAUGAUAUUCAUAUCAUCAUUGCCUAAUCGAUAUUGUAUUUAUAAUGUAAAAAAAACCCAAAAAACAAAAAAAACCCCACUAUUAUUAUUUUUCGUCCUCACAAAAUACCCAGAGUCUUUGAAACGGAUCAUCCUAAUUGCUACUGUAUAUAAAAGGAAUAAAACCUAAUGGGACGUGCUGUUAUAGGAAAAUAAUCAGUGAUGAUUCAGUGCCCAGUGUGAAGCAGAGUUACUGUCACUCACUUUUUCCAAUAACAGUACCCGAAGACUUACAUUUACAGGUUUAGCUCUGACCGUUGUAUAUUAAAGCUCUGACGCUGGAGACUCCUUACAAAAUUAAAAAAAAAAAGUGAAAUAAACAUCUCCUCACAGAACUGUUACUUUAGAAAUAACAGAUUAGAACAUAAAUGACAGGAAUGACAGGCCCAUAAGAUUAUUCAGGAAUUUGACCCACACACACACACACACACACACACACACACACACACACACACACACACACACAGACACACACACACACACUCUUUUGGUUUAAAAGUAGGCAGACAGAGAGAGAAAGUCACAGAGCCACGUGUGCCAAUCUGAAUCAUAUUUUUGAAACCUAUUUAUUUCUCAGCUGCUGUAAAUAUAAUUUUAAGUUCUGUAGUUUCACCAUCUAUUAUACACACAAUAUAUAUAUAUAUAUAUAUAUAUAUAUAUAUAUAUAAAUCCAUGUGUAAUCUUGGUUUGUUUAUGUUAAUAACUGGUUUUCUGUUGUGGUUCUUGUUUUCAUUCUCUUUGUUACUUUUUUUGGGGUCUGGCUGAGUUUUAAUGAAUGAGUUUGUGCAAUUUUGUACAAAGUGAUGUACUUGACAUACUACUUUAUAUUUCUGUGAAUAAAAACAGAGUGAACAAACCUGUUAACAAAUGACCUUGGCCUCUGUUUUCUUUAAAGAAAGAUGGGGGCGGGGAGAGAGAAACAGUGGAGCUCAAGGAGGGCUGGGUUAAACAUGAUUAGAUGAAAUAUUGGUAA
Molecule: messenger RNA, 5995 nt
Organism: Ictalurus punctatus (channel catfish)
Lineage: Eukaryota; Metazoa; Chordata; Actinopteri; Siluriformes; Ictaluridae
Product: SH2B adapter protein 2
Exons: 9
Coding region: 480-2462 (660 amino acids)
Biological process (GO): intracellular signal transduction; antigen receptor-mediated signaling pathway
Cellular component (GO): plasma membrane
Molecular function (GO): transmembrane receptor protein tyrosine kinase adaptor activity
Source: RefSeq, a predicted model, not a curated record